AUGCCGGGGGGCAGGAAAGCUCCGGAGGCGGCUGGAAGCGGCGCUCCCGGCACUUGGCGAGUGCUUGGCACUUCAAAAGGCGCAGGGCACGGGCCCACUGCGCACUUGCCGAGCAAGGACCUGAAGCUGUUGGGCCUGGCGCCGGGGGAUGUGGUGCUGCUCUGCGCCAAGGCGAAGCGCACGGUCUGCGCCUGCGAAGCCUCGGGCAAGGCCUCGAGCGGCGAGCUGCUCCUGAGCGCGGCGGCGCUGGGGUCCCUGGAAGUGAAGGAAGGCGAUGAGGUCACAGUGCUGCGAGACUUCGAGGCCUUGGAGGCGAAUGAGCUGUGGGUCGACGCGGCGGCGCUGGCGGCCGAGUGGCCGCGCAUGGCGGGGAAGCUGCAGCUGCUGAAGUACCUCAAGGCCGUGCUGGAGGGCGCGCUGGUGGUGGAGGGGGACCUCAGGCUGAUCUCUUUGAAUGGACGAGCCUGGGAGGUGGCCAUCCGGACUUGCCGCGGGAAGGAGAAGGACUGGCCUGGCCCUUGGCUCGUGGUGGAGAAAACCCAGCUGAGGCUGGGGCUGGAAGGGACUCCCGCACUGCCUCACGCCGGCUCCUUGGAGGCCUCGGUGGGCGGCCUGCGGCAGGUGGUGGAGGAGCUUCGGGAGGCCGUGCAGCUGCCGCUGCAGCGGCCCGAGCUCUACCGCCAGAUGGGGAUCUCGGCGCCCAAGGGCGUCCUCCUCUACGGGCCCCCAGGCACGGGGAAGACGUUGCUAGCCAAGAGCUUGGCCGCGGAUCUGGGCUGCUUCUGCGAGUUGCUGGCCGCCACGGAUUUGGUGGGCACCGGCGUGGGGGAGUCUGAGGAAAGGAUUGCAGCCGCCUUCCAGAACUGCCGGCAGCAAGCCCGCGAGCGCGGCACGGGGGCGCUGCUUUUCAUCGACGAGAUCGAUGCGGUCUGUCCUAAACGGGAUGAUGCCAGUGAGGUGGAGCGGCGGAUGGUGGCGGCCUUUCUCACGGCCCUGGACGGGGUCUCCGACUCCGGCGAGGGUUCGGGUUUGGUGGUGCUGGGGGCCACCAACCGCCCCGAGGCCUUGGACCCUGCGCUGCGGCGGUCCGGGCGCCUGGAGCGGGAGAUCGAAGUGGGGGUGCCCAACGCCGAGGAACGCCUGGAAAUUCUGCGCGUGCACUUGGGCUUUCUGCAGCAUCAUCUCUCGGAGGCCGAGGAGCGGCAGCUGGCGCGGCGCUGCCACGGCUUCGUGGGGGCCGACUUGAAGGCGCUCUGCGGGUGCGCGGCCCGCGGCGCGCUGCGACGGCAGCUGCCGUUGGACCUCGACCGCUUUUGGGAGGCCCUGCGUCAGGUGCCCCCCUCCGCACUGAAGGAGCUCUUGGUGGAGGUGCCAGAGGUGAGGUGGGAUGACAUCGGGGGCUACGAGAGCACCAAGGAGGCGCUGAAGGAGGCGGUGGAGUGGCCCAUCCGCCACGCCUGGGCCUUCGAGGCGAUGGGUAUGGAGGCCCCGAAGGGGGUGCUGCUCUACGGGCCGCCAGGUUGCUCCAAGACCAUGAUGGCCAAGGCGGUGGCCACGGAGACGGAGAUGAACUUCAUCUCGGUGAAGGGCCCCGAGCUGUUUUCCAAGUACGUGGGGGACAGCGAGCGCAGCGUGCGCGAGGUGUUUCGGAAGGCCCGGCAGGCCGCGCCUUGCGUGAUCUUCUUCGACGAGGUGGAUGCUCUGGGCGCCAGCCGGGAGAGCGAGGGCGGGGGCGUGGCCAGCCGCGUCCUGGCGCAGCUGCUGGUGGAGAUGGACGGUGUGGGGGGCACGCGGCACGUGGUGGUGUUGGCAGCGACCAACCGGCCACAGGCCCUGGAUUCCGCCCUGACGCGGCCCGGGCGCCUGGACCGCCUGGUGCACGUGCCCCUGCCGGACGAGGCGGCGCGCCUGGCCAUCCUCCAGCGGCAGUUGGGGCGCAUGAGCGCCGACCGAUCCUUGGCGCCCCAGCUGGCGCAAAGUACCGCCGGCUACUCCGGCGCCGAGGUGGUCAUGGUCUGCCGGGAGGCCGCGCUGCGCGCGGUGCGCGAGGCGGUGGAAUCCGCGGAUGCGCCGAAGGCGGAGGCAAAGCACUUCGAGGCCGCCCUGCGGGCGGUGCAGCCUCGGGUGACCCCGGAGAUGGCCCACUUCUAUGCGGACUUCGAGAGAAGCAUGCAGCGCACCUGA
Effrenium voratum is the source of this 2184-nucleotide messenger RNA. Lineage: Eukaryota; Dinophyceae; Suessiales; Symbiodiniaceae. The record is from the annotation of a GenBank genome assembly.